AUGGCUACUCCAUCUGUACAGACGCGCGCUACCGUUACGUUGCAAUCCCUGGGGUGGAACACUCGUCCAGAUGUACACAUUGAGCUCGCCGGACAGACAGAGCACUGCCCAAAUUCCUAUACAACUGGGGAUAUAAUUGAAGGGGCUGUCUUCAUUGGUGUUGACUGCGAGACAAGCGUUGAUGAGUUGGAUAUUAGAUUCGAAGGAUUUUCAGAAACACAACAAUCACAAGUGAUAGCCCUUCCGAGUCAAGCAACGGCCUGUCAUACCUUCAUGGAACUUCGCCAACCUAUCGGGGAUGCCGCAUAUCCGACGCCGUGUACGCUCGUUCCUGGCCGCAUAUACAGGUUUCCCUUCAUCUUCGUUGUCCCGGAGCGACUUCCUUCUGUUGCGUGUGCUCAUGCCACAUGCAAUCUCCACGUCAGACGCGCUCACACUUUGCUACCCCCGAGUCUAGGAGAUCCCAUGCUCACCAGUGACGGCCGCGCUUUGCUUGAUGAUAUGUCAUCCGAACUAUGCCGGAUCUCGUAUAGGAUCCGAACCUCCCUGAUGAGAAGACCUCUGGGCAACAAAAAUGCUAGGGAAACAUUGAGGGUCGUGGCGAAAAAAGUGCGAAUCAUUCCGGUGGUGGAAGAAGAGCCACCGUUGGUGGUCAACAACUUCGGGGAUGAUUAUUGCAUGCAAAACGUGAAGGACAUUAAAACAGGCAUUACAAGAACAAAGCGAGGCUCCAUUAUGGCUGCAGCAUCCCAGCCAAGCCCCCUUCAACUUUGUCCACCUGGUUCUCAAUCCCCAUCAAACGUCUGUACCAUAGCUACCGUUCAUCUGCGAUUUGACCCGAUCGGAGAUGAGCCACCACCACAGCUGGGCUCCUUGUGCAGUAAGCUCAGUGUGUCUACGUUCUAUACGAUCACUCCGUGGACCGACUUUCCAAGUCCCUCUUCCGUCGACUCCCUCGGAAGACACCACUACACAACGACAGUCUCCCUAUUGUCACUAUGCCUUUCAUCAACCAAGUGGACAAAGCAUUCAGCUGUCAGAAUGUCGGGCCAGAGCGCUUCGCUGGACUCGACUCCGGCCGAACCAUUUCCUAGCAUCUCUGUCACAGAGGAUAGGGGUACGUACUUCACAGCUGCGAUCAUUGUCCCAAUCACCCUCCCCUCAACGAAAGCAUUUGUGCCCACUUUCCACUCAUGCUUGAUAUCGCGGAGCUAUGCGCUGGAUCUGAGCAUAUCCUAUCACACACCACGCGCUAGUCUGUUGACCCCAUACCUAUCUCUCCGACUGCCAGUUCAGGUUACUUCAUUACCACGGUCGCAGGCUCUCACACCUCCUCCGCUCUAUCGCGAGCGGCGUACGACCCAAAUAGUGAUGAAACAGGGCGAAUAUAUUUAA
This is a messenger RNA of Aspergillus pseudotamarii, 1395 nucleotides long. RefSeq lists its product as uncharacterized. Lineage: Eukaryota; Fungi; Ascomycota; Eurotiomycetes; Eurotiales; Aspergillaceae. The coding region runs from base 1 to 1395 and encodes 464 amino acids. The record is from RefSeq and is a predicted model, not a curated record. The transcript has 2 exons.